Messenger RNA from Hibiscus syriacus, 1344 nucleotides. RefSeq lists its product as uncharacterized. The record is from RefSeq and is a predicted model, not a curated record. The coding region runs from base 1 to 1344 and encodes 447 amino acids. Lineage: Eukaryota; Viridiplantae; Streptophyta; Magnoliopsida; Malvales; Malvaceae. The transcript has 5 exons.
AUGGUUAAAGGUAUUGAUCUAAACUUGCUCAGUGACCUGCUUCAUACUUCUAUCCCUACUGAUAUUGUUGUUAAUCUUAUCAAAGAUAUUACCAUGAAUGAAAUUAAAGAUGGAUUUUUUCUCUCAAGACUCUCUAAAUUAAUUCCAAAUCUCAUCACCCUCAAUCAAACAACUUUUGUUAAGGGGCGAUUCAUUGUUGAUAACUCCCUGCUGGCCCAGGAAUUAGUGAGAGGGUACAACAGAAAGCAUUUAUCUCCUCGUUCUGUUAUGAAAAGUGACCUCCAUAAAGCCUUUAAUUCUAUUAAUUGGGGAUUUAUCUAUGUUGUUUUAAAGGCUAUUGGUCUUCCUCCUAUUUUUAUUUCAUGGAUUGAAACUUGCUUCAUGAUUGCUAGCUUUUCAGUUUCUUUAAAUGGAAGUCCGAUUGGGUAUUUUAGAGGAGCAAGGGGUGUAAGUUAUCAUCCCAAAUGUAAGCGCAUUGGCCUUACCCAUCUCUCAUUUGCUGAUGAUUUACUAAUCUUCUGCAAUGGCACUGUGGACUCUAUCAUUGGGGUUAAAUCUGUUCUUGAUGCUUUUUAUGAAAUUUCUGGACUGAAAUUAAAUGCUUCACAAUGUGAUCUUUUUUCUGCUGAUAUUCCUAUUUCAACACUUGAGGAUCUAAGUCUGAUUACUGGAUUCAAAAUUGGCAGGUUGCCAAUAAGGUAUUUGGGCAUUCCUCUGGUUAUUAGGAAAAUAAUUGAAAACGAUUGUUCUUCCCUUAUUGAUGCCAUCAAAUCUCGGUUGCAUCUUUGGUCUGGUAAGACCCUGAGUUAUACUGAAAGAUUAGAGCUUGUUCGAGCUGUUUUAUUUAGUAUUACUAAUUACUGGUGCAGGUUCUUUUGGAAAGGGGCUGAUAAACCAGCUGCUGGUGCAAGAGUGAGUUGGAAACAAAUCUGCCGGCCUAAAACAGAGGGUGGUCUGGGACUCAAAGACUUGAAAAUAUGGAACAAAGCUUGCAUGAUGAGCCUAAUCAAGAAUAUCCUUGCUGGUGAAGGAUCUUUGUGGGUAGCAUGGUUAAAGAGCUAUAUGUUAUGUUCCAACGAUUUCUGCAUAGUCUCAUUGCGUGGAUGGCUCCCUACCAAAGAGAGACUGUACCGAAUGGGGAUCGCUAAAGACUGCAAUUGCUUACUUUGUGAUGCUAGUAUAGAAACCAGAAAUCAUCUAUUUUUAGAAUGUUCGUUGCCAAUGCACUAUGGACUACAAUCUUCUCCCUCAAUGGUCUUCGAUUUAGACACUCCAAUUGGGAUGAUCUAUUCGAAUGGGCAGCUGCUACCUGGAAGGGUAAAUCCCUCCUUACUUCUAUCAUGA